Gastrolobium bilobum is the source of this 1149-nucleotide messenger RNA. RefSeq names its product WAT1-related protein At4g08290-like. Gene Ontology annotation, cellular component: plasma membrane. The transcript is spliced from 7 exons. NCBI's taxonomy places the organism in Eukaryota, Viridiplantae, Streptophyta, Magnoliopsida, Fabales, Fabaceae. The record is from RefSeq and is a predicted model, not a curated record. Bases 1 to 1149 code for a protein of 382 amino acids. Gene Ontology annotation, molecular function: transmembrane transporter activity.
AUGGGUGCGUGGUUCAGAAAUGCAAAACCAUAUCUGCUAUUGUUGGGAGUUCAAUUUGGUUCAGCCGGAAUGUUCAUUUUUGCAAUGGAUGCUAUCAACAAGGGUAUGAGCCAUUACAUCUUCAUCGUCUACCGUAAUGCCAUCGCAGCUAUAACUCUCGCUCCAUUCGCAUUUUUUCUAGAAAGGAAAAUUAGGCCCAACAUGACUCCCCGGGUAUUUCUAGAGAUUAUGGCACUGGCUUUCUUCGAAAUAAUACUGGAUCAAUGCUUCGCCCUCUUGGGGAUGAAAUUAACGUCGGCAUCUUUCCUCUCUGCUGUGAUGAACUCCGCACCUUCCAUUACUUUUGUGUUGGCAGUCAUUCUAAGAUUGGAGCACAUGAAGAUUAAGGAGGUAUCAUGUCAGGCCAAAGUGAUUGGGACCGUAGUAACUUUUGGAGGCACGUUGCUAAUGGCACUCUACAAAGGUCCCGCAGUCAGUGUCGUGGGAUCAUCAACAAGCCAUGUCGGCCAACCUGAGAAUGUGAACGACCCUACAGGAAGCCACUGGGUCAUAGGGACAUGUUUCCUACUCAUCGGUUGUGCUGGCUUUUCUGCGUUUUACAUAUUGCAGGCUAUAACAUUGAGAAAGUAUCAAGCACCAAUGUCCCUGGCCACAUGGGUUUGCCUCAUAGGUGCACUUCAAAGCUCUGUAGUAGCUCUGUUCGCGGAGCGCCACAACCGUCAUGCUUGGUCUCUGGGUUGGGACACACGACUCUUUGCUCCUGCUUACGCGGGAAUAGUUACGUCAGGAGUUCAGUAUUACAUUCAAGGCAUGGUCAUAAAAGCAAUGGGUCCAGUUAUCGUGACUGCUUUUAAUCCCCUGCGUAUGAUCAUUGUCACGGCCCUAGCUUGCAUCAUUCUCUCUGAGAAACUCUACCUUGGAAGUAUUAUUGGAGCAAUAGUAGUUGUAGCUGGACUUUAUCUAGUUGUGUGGGGAAAAUCUAAAGAGUACAAAGGUGGAAUGCCAUUGUCCCCUGCAGUGCAAGACGAACAUCAGCUACCUGUCACAGCUCCCAGCAACGAUAGCAGCGAUAUUAACAAAGCUCAAUUGGUCAUUCACGGUGAUAGAAAAUGCGAUGAGGAGACCACAUUAUCAAAAACAGAAAGUUAG